Messenger RNA from Ylistrum balloti, 1143 nucleotides. RefSeq lists its product as uncharacterized. The coding region runs from base 1 to 1143 and encodes 380 amino acids. The transcript is spliced from 2 exons. NCBI's taxonomy places the organism in Eukaryota, Metazoa, Mollusca, Bivalvia, Pectinida, Pectinidae. The record is from RefSeq and is a predicted model, not a curated record.
AUGGCGUCCGAUGGCGAUAUUGUAGCAGCCGUAAUGUGCCUGGAUGACGAUGUUGAAGAUUUUCAGCUAUGUGGAUCGACUACGAUGAAUACCGUUGUAAUCGGGAUUAUGACAAUGCCAUUACGGAGAGAUUUGUCUCGAAUCGCAAACUAUGUGGAAGAAGUGGUACCAAAAUACAGCCCUGAUUCUUUCAGAACAUUUUUUAGAGUUUAUAGGAGUACUUUUGAGACAAUUGCAACUAAAAUAGCAGCUUAUCCUGAAUUGCAUCCACGGGAACCAAAUGCUGGACGGCCACAAAUUUCAAUAGAAAAAGAUCUGUUGAUGAGUUUAUGGUAUCUUGGCUCGCAAGAGACGGUCAGAUCUAUUGCAGACAGAUUUGACGUAUCACUAUCAACCUUCAACGACCAAAAUAGGAGACUUCUGGAUGUGUUUACUUUGCAUCUGAAAACAAAAUUCAUCAUAUGGCCUGCUCGUGCUGAUUACAGAGCAAUUAUAGACAACUUUCAACAAAUGAAAGGAUUCCCAGAUGUAAUUGGGGCCAUUGACGGUACACAUAUCCGUAUUAAACCACCACAUGAACACGCUCCAGAUUACUUAAAUCGCAAAAAAUUUCAUUCCAUCUUACUUCAAGGAGUGUGCAGAGAAAACAGAAUGUUCACGGAUAUAAAUGUGGGCUGGCCUGGACGUGUACAUGACGCCCGAGUUUUACAAAAUUCCCAGAUAUGGUUAAAUGGUCCUGUGUUUUGCGAUAGACAUCAUCUACUGGGAGAUGGAGCAUAUCCAUGCAAGCAUUGGCUAUUAACACCCUACAGAGACAAUGGACACCUCCAGCGUGAUAUGGUUAAGUACAACAGGGCUUUGUCAGGCACUAGAGUUGUUAUCGAGAACACUUUUGGAAUACUCAAAGGGCGAUUUCGGCUCUUGCAGUUUGUAGACAUGGUUGACAUUGGAUAUAUCUGCAAAGCUAUAGUGACAGCUUGCAUAUUGCACAAUAUGUGCAUUCUAGAAGGCGAUGAACUAGAAGAUCAUUUUGAGGAUGAUAUUGUACCCCAUGUACCCGUUCCACAAGGACAGCUGUUUCAAAACGAUGCGGAAGGCCCUCUGAAGAGAUUACAGAUAACCAACCAGCUUGCUCAUAUGUAA